Molecule: messenger RNA, 2082 nt
Organism: Schistosoma turkestanicum
Lineage: Eukaryota; Metazoa; Platyhelminthes; Trematoda; Strigeidida; Schistosomatidae
Source: the annotation of a GenBank genome assembly
AUGUCUACAAAUAUGAAUUCAGUUGAAGAAUGGACGCGUUUCGGAUCGAACAACACACAAAUCGAUUAUAAUAAUGAGUUGCCUUUAAAUAUAAACCAUGUCAUGAGACAAUUGUCACGAAAAAUGUGUAAACAGUACCUCCUUCUAGAUGACUGUAAUGAAAUGAAAUCUGUAAAAGAACUAGGCGAGUCACUGAAUAUUGUCAGUUCGCGAUCAAAUACAGUUUUGUAUGCAAAAUUUAAAAGUGACAACCAAUCAGGAAAUCAUGAUAAAUUGAAACAGUCUCAUACAAAGAAUGGUUAUAAAGUCCUUGACGAUUUCGGGAGAUAUCAAUAUAAGGAUUUUGGAUAUGGUAUAAGUGAGAUAAAUGGUGAAAAUUUGGAGUACAUUCUCAAUGAUAGACACAGAAAAUCACCAGACAACCAAGUUUAUGACAAUAUUUUUCCAAAAAACAAAUUAACCUAUCGGCGAAAUGGUAAAAAAUUUGCCAGUACUCAAGUUGUAGACCAGCGCAAAUAUUGUAAAACUCCGAAAUCAUAUUCGUCAAGUACUUGUUCAUGUUCGUCCAACUGUGGAAAAAAAUUUAAUGGCGCUCUAACAACACGUCAUCCGGAAAUAGACUUAAACAAAUUGAUCCAACAACCAAGAAACGAUGAUGAUCAUAAUACAAGUAUUAUCAACAAUGUAAAGACCACUGGUUUCUCAAGAAGUACUACACCUUUCAGUUGGAUCGAGUUCCCAGUAUUGACAAACGUUUUUACUAAUCUCUUAUCAAAUCAAAAAGACUCUGCUUGUGAAUCAGAUAAUGGUUCUUCACUAAAUGAUGAAUUACAUCCACUUAAAAACCCGCUUGAGUUUCUCAAAUCAUCAUCCUAUCAGUCAUUACCGAAAAUUAUUAACGACUCAGCAUAUACAUCUGUCAUGUGGAAAAGUCUAGUGAAACUAUUGAACCAGUUGAUCAGUGAAGAACGUUUAUUUUGGCAUGAAAAAUUACUGAACAGAAAUAAAUUUAACAAUUUAGAGGUCGAUACAAUUGAUGUUAAAUCUUUGCUCAGUGAUAUUGAUCGUUUUUAUUCAGAAGAAUUCCGCCUGUUAUGGAAACAAAUAUAUGAAAGUUGGGUUCCGCGUGAUUAUCUGCAAUACUUUUCAGAUGAAACGAGAAAAGUAUUUAUCAAUUUGAAUCUUGUUAUUCAAAAAUUGCUUCUAUUCAUUGAGAAAGGGAAUUGUGAUAUAUCAUCGUUACAUUCAGAGAUCAGUUUCAAUCACGAAGAAGAUAAUUUGGAAAAUUUUGACGGUUUUAAAAGUUUUCCGAAGAAGUGUUUCACUAAUCAACAACAACAACAACAACACAAUAACAAUUAUCAUUCCAUGAAUAAUGAUGAGCAGAGUCUUAAUAAUGGACGACUGUUUAAUAGUCAACACUUGGAAACCAAUGAAAACAGAAUAAGUUUUAAACAAAUGAGAGAAUUAUUAAAACUCAGCCAUCAACAGCUUUUAGAACAAAUUUAUCAUGUGACCGAGAUGGUGGGUGCUGCACUGGACACAGACAUGGAAGAUGCAAUCAACGGAGUACAUAUUUCUGCUGUUACCAAUCAUAAACACAUCAAUGAUGAUAUUCAGACUAGUCACAUUGGGAACAAUAAUAAUUUCACACCAAGUGAUCUGCUUACAAAUCCAUCAACUCCAGGUUUACAAGUUGUGGCUAAAUUGCUCAGUGCUAUACUUGAUUUAGAAACACGUUUAGACACAAUAUGUGUAAAUCAAAUUAUAGCAGAGAAUAUAACAAACUCUGACAUCACAUUCGAUUCUGAUCAAUGUGCUGCAAAUGAUUUAAAACAUACCUCUGGCUCAUCUUCACCUGGACCCAAUUCGUCGUCAGUGAAACAAGAAUUUAAUAGUUUUCAGAUGGAAGAUUUUCAAAAUCCUCACUGCAUGAAUGUAAAUGACAAUAGGUCAGAAAAUGAAAGAUAUAAAAUAGAAUGUUUAAGAUCUUCUUCAGGGGAUGAUGAUGAAGGAGACAAUUUCACAAACGGAAAACCAUGUGACUUAAAUGAUGAACUAGGGUAUUUUGAUGGAAUGUGA